AUGGACGCCCCGGACGAUCGGCAGCUGCCAAAUCGACUCGUUCAAUCUGCAGCCCAAGAACCCUCAUUCCAUUCGUUCAGCAAGCUUCCAGCCGAAAUUCGACUGGAAAUAUGGAAAAACAUUCUGCCAGGCCCCCGGCUUAUCCAAGUCCACUAUGAUAUGCGGGUUGGGAAAUUCUGGACUACCACUCCAUCUCCAGCAAAUCUCCAUGUGUGCUCGGAGUCGCGAUACGAGAUGUUGAAGGAAUGGCGGCUUCGGUUUGCUACUCGUGGCCAUCCUCCAUUGGUUCACGCAAAUCUGGAUAUCGAUACAGUGCGGCUAAGCUGGGAUCCUCUGAGACUGAGAGCAAUUAGCCAAGAAGACUUAUGCAGCAUUAUAUCAUUAGAGGUUGGUGGGAAAGAGGUCCAACGUGCCAGUGCGGAAGCAAUACUUCAGCCCAUUCUCACCAUGCCCAAUCUAAAGGACUUCUCGCUCGUUUCACCGGCUCUUUGCGAUAUCUACCCAUAUUCUCUUAGCCAGCAGCUCUCUCACCCACACGUUGGUCCAAGUGAGGGUGAGAAUUGGCUCCUAAGCGCGCAGCGACUUGGCUAUGAAGCGAGGAGAAACCGGGCAUUCUAUCAGCAUACGGAAGUAUCGAGAUGCUUUCGAGCUUGGGCAAGAGAAAAUCCAGAAUGUAAACUACCUAGGCUACGACUUUUGCUAUCGGAGCCUGAUGGCAGUCGUCCAGGACAGUUUUUCUGGAAGCCAUGA
Hyaloscypha bicolor E is the source of this 750-nucleotide messenger RNA. RefSeq lists its product as uncharacterized. The record is from RefSeq and is a predicted model, not a curated record. The transcript has a single exon. Lineage: Eukaryota; Fungi; Ascomycota; Leotiomycetes; Helotiales; Hyaloscyphaceae. The coding region runs from base 1 to 750 and encodes 249 amino acids.